This is a messenger RNA of Cyprinus carpio (common carp), 3432 nucleotides long. RefSeq names its product clathrin coat assembly protein AP180-like. Gene Ontology annotation, biological process: synaptic vesicle budding from presynaptic endocytic zone membrane; clathrin coat assembly; clathrin-dependent endocytosis. Gene Ontology annotation, cellular component: clathrin-coated pit; clathrin-coated vesicle; extrinsic component of presynaptic endocytic zone membrane. Gene Ontology annotation, molecular function: clathrin heavy chain binding; 1-phosphatidylinositol binding; SNARE binding. Lineage: Eukaryota; Metazoa; Chordata; Actinopteri; Cypriniformes; Cyprinidae. The transcript is spliced from 23 exons. The record is from RefSeq and is a predicted model, not a curated record. Bases 722 to 2497 code for a protein of 591 amino acids.
UGCGUCACCUGACCAGGUCCACCGACCACCGUCGAGGCAAGACCGUAACCUGCAUUACCAUAAAUUAAUCAACUAAAAUAGCCAAGAUCUACACGAUAUAGCACUGAGACGUGAAAACAUACUUGUCUUCAAAAUCCUGCCCUUGAGACGACUGGAAAGAGACACGUCACGCGGAUCAUCAUCCGACUGGACGCGAAGGACACACGGGCUGCGACCGAAUAUUACCGAGGCUCCGGGAUCCCGAACAGCUUUAUAGUAGAGGAUUUAUCAACGGAGCGUUUCUACAACUCGCUUUUAGGUGUUUAUUUAGUUAAUUACGCUCUGUCAUUUUGGUUAGAUGGGGUUUUUAAUACAUAUGAUAAUCAAAGGUGACGGUUUAAUGUAUUAAUUUGAUUAUUUAUUUCCCGCGAGAGCCAGGAAGCAACUCGUCGUAGGGCGUUACGUAAUAUAGGCAUUAUCCAGGGUGCUGAAACCAACGCAUGCUAGACGCCUACAAGGGAAUUUUUUUAAGAAUUCAAUUGCGAACAUAUAUUUUGUGCUAUUAAAUACGCAAAUUCAUUCGCUCCGGUUGGAAACCGAGACGAGGAAUUGACAUUGUCAGUUUCUAGAGAGCCACCUUGGAUUCCGUCUCUUUUUUUUGUCGGCGAAUAUCAUAUGCAUUUCGGCUGUCCUUCCCCCUGAAGUUGAUUCUUGAGGUGGUUGUCGACGCUACCGGGAGAAAAUGUCGGGACAGACUCUGACGGAUCGCAUCGCCGCGGCGCAGUACCAGCUCACCGGAUCCGAAGUGGCUCGUGCCGUUUGCAAAGCCACCACGCACGAGGUGAUGGCGCCCAAGAAGAAGCACCUGGAAUAUCUGAUCUCAGCCACCAACGAGACAAACGUGAACAUCCCCCAGAUGGCUGACACACUAUUCGAAAGAGCCACUAAUGCCAGCUGGGUGGUCGUGUUCAAAGCUCUAACCACGACCCACCACAUCUGCAUCUACGGCAAUGAGAGAUUCAUCCAGUAUUUGGCCUCAAGGACUUCCCUGUUCAAUCUCAGCAACUUUAUUGACAAAACAGGCUCCCAUGGCUAUGACAUGUCUACAUUCAUCAGACGAUAUGCACGGUACUUAAAUGAGAAGGCAUAUGCUUACCGUGCGAUGGCCUUCGACUUCACUCGAGUUAAGAAGGGAGCUGACGGAGUGAUGAGGACUAUGGCUCCUGACAAGCUUUUGAAGGCCAUGCCUGCCCUUCAGACUCAAGUGGACACAUUGCUGGAGUUUGACGUUCAUCCUAAAGACUUGAAUAAUGGCAUCAUAAAUGCAGCAUUCCUGCUUCUCUUUAAGGAUCUGAUAAAACUCUUCGCCUCCUACAAUGACGGCAUCAUCAAUUUAUUAGAGAGAUAUUUCAAAAUGAAGAAGUCUGAGUGCAAGGAUUCUCUGGACAUUUAUAAGAAAUUUCUCACUCGGGUGACCAAAAUUGCAGAGUUCAUGAAAAUUGCUGAGCAAGUAGGAGUGGAUAAGAAUGACAUCCCUGACAUCUCUUAUGCUCCCAGCAGUAUUCUGGAGUCUCUAGAGGCACAUAUGAACAGUCUAGAGGGCAAGAAAGGGGAAGGGUCACCCACAAAAGGAUCACCCACCAAUAACGUUUCUCCAACCUCCACUCCUGCCAAAUCAGCCGCUGCCGUCCCCACUUUGGAGCCGCCGCGUGCUGAGGCCACGCCUGCUGCCGCCGAAACUGCCACCGAUUCUCUGCUGGAUCUGGACCCACUGUCUUCCUCCGGACCGUCUACAGGAGCAUCAGCUGCUCCCACAUCUUGGGGAGAUCUGCUGGGCUCAGAAAUAGGCUCCCUUACUACAGAGACUCUCCUUCCUGACCCAACCCCUGCAGUAGACUCCUACACCUCAGCCACGCCCACCACCACAGCCGCUGAGGCAGCCGUUUCUUUGGCUCCUCCUCCUUCCGCUGCCGGUGCUUCCUCCGGCUCAGCAGAUCUCCUUGGAGAUGUGUUUGCGGCCCCUGUGGCUGAAACAGCUGCUGCUGCAGAAGGUGGGGCCGCAGCAACCAACCCCACCCCUGCUGCCGAUGGCACCGCGCCAACCGAAUCUGCGAGCACUGGAGAGGCCAAACCAGCCGCAGCAGCAGCCGGAGGAGAUCUGAUGUCAGCUUUUGAUGGAUUCGGUGAUGUGCUCAUGCCAGCUAUGGCUCCACAGGGAGGAGAUCUGGACUCAGCUAUGGCCAACAUGGCCAGCAAUUUGGCAGUGGGGAACCAGAAACCGGGUGAAGCAGCUGGAGGGGCAAACUGGCAAGCGCAGGUACCCACCCCUAGCUGGGGCGUUGCCAUGACUGGUGCAGGAACUGCUCCCAUGAUGCCUGGCUCACCGAUGAUGAGGCCACAGUUUCCCGCACCAGGAGCCCCUGGACAACCGAUGUCACCAGGAAUGGCCCAGAGUCCCAGGAAGCCUCCCCCUCCUAAAGACCCUCUCGCUGACCUCAGUAUCAAAGACUUCAUGUAGAUGAGCAGCUGGUUUGUCACACUUAUUGUGCAGCCCUGAUGAAUCAGACGUGUGUAUUCUCUCUUCCGUUCAUCACAUUCAGGGACUCCAGUCCCUUCUUUUCUCUCUCUUUCCCUUCCCAGUCCGUUUUUGUAGCACAAACCGUGAAUGUGAAUAAGUACAUGUGUGUACGUGUGUUUGUAUUUCAGUGUUCUCAGUUACUUCAGAUCUAUAUAUAUAUAUAAAAAAAAGUACUAUGAAACACGAGAAUGGCGGAUGCAUUCUUGAAUGUGCGUCUGGAGGUCUCUUAAUGAUAGAUGUGCAUUCAUUUUUCCUGGCUCGCUUUCUGUGGGAAAUCAAAUCAAAAGUGUGACGUUUUCUGUGGAAAAUGUUUUUUUGCUGUGGUGAAUAUCACUGGGCCGGUCUGUGUCAUCAUCAGUCCAGUAUUAGUCAUCUUUUGACCAGGGAAGAACUUCUGUGGGAACAAUAUCAACAUAUUAUGAGUUUGUUUUUAUCAAUGCCCUGAUUUUAUUCUUUUUCGUAUCUAUCGAUUGUGAGUUACAUGCAACAUGUGACUAUUUGAUGAAAAUACAUAUGCAUUUUAAAAUAUUUUAAAAGACAGAUUGUUUUGAAUAUCCUUAGUCUUUAUUUUGAGAUAAAAAGGCUGAAUAUAUUUUAGUUAUGUCAGAAGUUUACUUUGCAUACUACAUGUCUAGUUAGUAAUCCCAUUUGUACAAAUGUCUCUGUACAUCACAAGGCACUGAGCUGACUGAGUCCUGCUAGUAUGUACAAUAUAAUAGCGCAGCAUGUAAUUCCUCUGUUGUGUAAAGGGGAUGUCAGUGAGCCAGAACAGAUUCUGAAUCAGCAGCAAGUUCACCUACAUCUUAAUCAACAUAUCAGAAAUAGUUCAACCAAAAAUUACAAUUUGCUUAAAAUGUACUCACCCUCAGAUCAUC